Molecule: messenger RNA, 2095 nt
Organism: Mastomys coucha (southern multimammate mouse)
Lineage: Eukaryota; Metazoa; Chordata; Mammalia; Rodentia; Muridae
Gene: Tbc1d15
Product: TBC1 domain family member 15
Exons: 18
Coding region: 68-2095 (675 amino acids)
Biological process (GO): activation of GTPase activity
Molecular function (GO): GTPase activator activity
Source: RefSeq, a predicted model, not a curated record
GAUGUUGUUGUGAGUCCGAGAGACACGUGAGGUUCUGCUACGUCAUCACCAGGCACGCGCGGGGAACAUGGCGGCGGCGGGCGUUGUGAGCGGGAAGAUUAUAUAUGAACAAGAAGGGGUAUAUAUUCACUCAGCUUGCGGAAAGGCAAAUGACCAAGACAGCUUAAUUUCAGGAAUAUUGCGUGUUUUAGAAAAGGAUGCUGAAGUAAUAGUGGACUGGAGACCAUUGGAUGAUGCAUUAGAUUCUUCUAGUAUUCUAUAUGCUGGAAAGGACUCCAGUUCAGUUGUGGAGUGGACUCAGGCUCCGAAAGAAAGAGCUCCUCGAGGAUCGGAACACCAGAACAGUUAUGAAGCAGAGUGGGACAUGGUUAAUACUGUGUCAUUUAAGAAGAAACCACAUACCAAUGGAGAUGCUCCAAGCCAUAGAAAUGGGAAGAGCAAAUGGUCAUUCCUGUUCAGUUUGGCAGACCUGAAAUCAGUCAAGCAAAGCAAAGAGGGUAUGGGCUGGUCGUAUUUGGUCUUCUGUCUAAAGGAUGAUGUCGUGCUUCCUGCUCUGCACUUCCAUCAAGGAGAUAGCAAACUACUCAUCGAGUCUCUUGAGAAAUAUGUGGUAUUGUGUGAGUCAUCACAAGAUAGUAGAACACUUCUUGUCAAUUGUCAGAAUAAGAGUCUUUCACAGUCUUUUGAAAAUCUUCUUGAUGAACCAGCAUAUGGCUUAAUACAAAAAAUUAAAAAGGAUCCUUAUACAGCAACCAUGGUAGGAUUUUCCAAAGUUACAAACUACAUUUUUGAUAGUUUGCGAGGCAGCGAUCCCUCUACACAUCAACGACCACCUUCAGAAAUGGCGGAUUUUCUUAGUGAUGCUAUUCCAGGUCUAAAGAUAAAUCAGCAAGAAGAACCAGGAUUUGAAGUCAUCACAAGAAUUGAUUUGGGAGAGCGACCUGUUGUUCAAAGGCGGGAACCAGUGACCCUGGAAGAAUGGACCAAGAGCCUUGACUCUGAAGGAAGACUCCUGAACGUAGAGAGCAUGAAGCAGAUGAUAUUCAGAGGGGGUCUUAGUCAUUCAUUAAGAAAGCAAGCAUGGAAGUUUCUCCUGGGAUAUUUUCCUUGGGAUAGUACCAAAGAGGAAAGAACUCAAUUACAAAAACAGAAAACUGAUGAGUACUUCAGGAUGAAACUACAGUGGAAGUCUGUCAGCGAGGCCCAGGAGAAGAGAAACUCACGCUUGAGAGACUAUAGAAGUCUGAUUGAGAAAGAUGUCAACAGAACAGAUCGGACAAACAAGUUUUAUGAAGGCCAAGGUAACCCAGGGUUGAUUCUGCUUCACGACAUUCUGAUGACCUACUGCAUGUAUGACUUUGACUUAGGUUAUGUACAAGGAAUGAGCGACUUACUCUCCCCCCUGCUGUAUGUGAUGGAGAACGAAGUGGAUGCCUUCUGGUGCUUUGCCUCUUACAUGGACCAGAUGCAUCAAAAUUUUGAAGAACAAAUGCAAGGCAUGAAGACCCAGUUAAUCCAGCUGAGCACCUUACUCAGAUUGUUGGACAGUGGAUUUUGUAGCUAUUUAGAAUCCCAGGACUCUGGAUAUCUGUAUUUUUGCUUCAGAUGGCUUUUAAUCAGAUUUAAAAGGGAAUUUAGUUUUCUAGAUAUACUUCGAUUAUGGGAGGUAAUGUGGACUGAACUGCCCUGUAAGAAUUUUCAUCUUCUUCUGUGUUGUGCUAUCCUGGAAUCAGAAAAGCAACAGAUAAUGGAAAAGCACUACGGCUUCAAUGAGAUCCUUAAGCACAUCAAUGAAUUAUCCAUGAAAAUUGAUGUGGAAGAUAUACUGUGUAAAGCAGAAGCAAUUUCCCUACAGAUGGCACAAUGCAAGGAAUUGCCACAAGCAGUUUGUGAGAUCCUGGGACUUCAGGACAGUGCAAUUACAACACCAGAUUCUGACACUGAUGAAAAUGUUGGCAGCCCUUGUCCCAUGUCUGCAUUUCCAAGUAGCACCUUGCCCAUCCUUGGAGCCAGUGAAGAAACUUUAGUUUUGGUUAAUAGAGAUUCAACCUUUUUCAGCAGUCCUUUUGGGAGAGUGAUGGUUAUGGAGCCUUGA